Olea europaea var. sylvestris is the source of this 1515-nucleotide messenger RNA. RefSeq names its product WRKY transcription factor 22-like. The record is from RefSeq and is a predicted model, not a curated record. Gene Ontology annotation, cellular component: nucleus. The transcript is spliced from 3 exons. Gene Ontology annotation, biological process: regulation of DNA-templated transcription. Bases 118 to 1062 code for a protein of 314 amino acids. Gene Ontology annotation, molecular function: DNA-binding transcription factor activity; transcription cis-regulatory region binding. NCBI's taxonomy places the organism in Eukaryota, Viridiplantae, Streptophyta, Magnoliopsida, Lamiales, Oleaceae.
UUUUCUUUCAUUUACACCCCCUCAAAUCUCUCUCUCUCUCUCAUUUAACUCUCUAUCUCCAAAAGUCAGCGCCUUGUUUUGUCUCUUCUCUUUUUCCAAUACCGCCCCACGCUAGCAAUGGAUGAUGAUUGGGAUCUUCAGGCGGUGGUGAGAGGCUGCUGCAACACCUCCACCUCUUCUGCCACCUCCUCCACCGUCACAACUACCACCUCCGGCGGCUCCCUGCUCUUCAGCAGCUUCAAACCACAAGAAGAUGUGAACUUUUCUUCCUUUCAAGAUCUGUUUGAGCCAAGAAAACAGAGCUUUUUCGACGAUUUACAGGAUCUCUACAAACCUUUUGUUCCACAAAGUACAACGAUUUCACCACUCUCUGUUCUCGAAGGAUUACAAGAUCUGCCACAGCAAACACAAAUUCAGCCUAAACAAUCUCUUGUUGCAGUCAAAAGCAGUACUUCACAUACUCCAAGCCCAAGAUCCAAAAGGAGGAAGAAUCAUAUGAAGCGGGUUUGUGAUGUACCUGCAGACAGCUUAUCUAAUGAUAUGUGGUCUUGGAGAAAAUAUGGGCAAAAACCCAUUAAAGGGUCUCCCUAUCCAAGAGGAUAUUAUAAAUGCAGCACUUCAAAGGGGUGUAUGGCCCGGAAACAAGUGGAGCGGAAUAGAUCCGACCCGGGGAUGUUUAUUGUUACUUACACGGCGGAGCACAACCACCCUAUGCCUACUCACCGGAAUUCUCUCGCCGGAAGCACCCGCCAGAAGCCGGCGACCACCCCAAGUGCUGAAGCUGACAAACCCACUUGCUCAACGCCAGUGUCGCCGGUGGAGAGCCCCUCGACGGCGCUAGAGAAGGUGGAGAGCAGCAGGGAGGACAGAGAGGACCACGUUGAUGGUGAAGAUGAUGAAUUUAGUGUCUCAAAAAUGGAAUUGGAUGAUGAUUUCUUUGUUGGUUUGGAGGAAUUCACCGGUCCGGAUGCCGAAGAUUUGCUUCCCGAUCAAUUACCGGCGACUAUGCAAUUUCCUUGGCAUGCCAGUAAUGCAACAACCACCGCCGCCGGCAGUAGUUGACUUUCCUAAUAGUGAUGCACCUAUCGAAUUCCAUUGAAUGAUGCUUCUCUUGUCUCUCACCUUUCGUUCAAAUUUUAUUUUAUUUCAAAUUGAUCGUUGAACAUAAAAUUUUUGUUCCAUGUGAAAUUAAAUUGGUCGUUACAUUUUUUAUUUUUCUGUAGUCAAUCUGUUAUGUCACUAUGGUCAACUCAAAAUAAAUCGAUGAUCAACUUGACACAAAACAAAGUUCGCGACCAAGUAAAUUUUCGGAAGAUUUGAAUCCUUUUGUAGUUGGUAGGGAAUCUUAGAAUCACGAUGUUUUUGUACCUUGAAGCUAUAAAUCUCAAUCAUAGGGAACCUUGUAGAGGAAAAAAGAGUUCGAUUCCAUGAUUGUUAGCUCUAUUGUACUAUGAAGAGACAUAAAUGGUUAUUGUGAAUCAUAAACAUUUCAAAUACAAUCAAUUGCUUAACACC